Molecule: messenger RNA, 385 nt
Organism: Schizophyllum commune H4-8
Lineage: Eukaryota; Fungi; Basidiomycota; Agaricomycetes; Agaricales; Schizophyllaceae
Exons: 2
Coding region: 71-313 (80 amino acids)
Source: RefSeq, a predicted model, not a curated record
CACCAUCGUCAGUAGAUGGCACCAUACAACUCUUUGUGUAACGGGGUCCACGAUCCUGAACUCGCACGGGAUGAUCGCGCAAACUAUCGGGCGCAGUGGGUGCUGGACAUCGACGCGUAUGGUCGUCAACGUCAUCUUGCUCGUCGACUUCGCCGCCAUCCCUUCUCACUGCGCGUACACUGAACCUCAGACCCACGGAAGCUCGCAUUACUGUGGGAACGCAAAUCACACAAAAGGAAACCCGCAUAGGCUUGCGGCCGGACAUAUCUGGCGGAUCACCGUGAGUCUCCAGCUCGAUGCUCUCGACGCGUAGCUGCUACACUUCCGUCAGGGAGCAUAAGCUCCACUUUCGUAUGAUACGACUGUGCGAGGGACCCGAUGAUGU